AUGGACGGCGAGGAGCCAACCCAAGCCGCGACGCAGCAAAUCGUCGACCCGCGUCGCGUGGGACAGCAAAACACAGGCUUCACCGACGACGAAAUCUCUGACAUUGUCUGCGUCCUCUACCCGCACUCGGCGUCGGCCCGCCAAGAGGUGCAGCGCCUAGUCGCCGACGGCUCGCCCUUUAUCAUUGGCCGGGACGCGGCUGACGGCGUCGAGCCCAACUACGAGCUCGAGGACCGCGCGAGCCAGUUCGAGUCGCACAAUCACAGCGCCAGCGGUGCCGGCGGCGGCGGCGCGCACGCCAUCAUCUUGCGCCUGUCGACGGUGCCUAAGAACCCGGCCGCCGGCUUCGCGUUUGGCCGCAACCCGGGCCGCUGCGACGUCGUCUUCGCCAACGACCCCCUGCGCCGCGUCAGCAACAUUCACUUUCGUAUCUACGUCAACGAGUUUGGCAACGUCAUGAUUGAGGACCAGUCGACCAACGGCACCUUUGUAGAUAGUAAGCUGCUCUCGGCCAAGGUCAAGCAGGGCGCGCCCCAGCAGCCCAGCCGUUGGGUCCUGUCGUCGGGAUCGGUCAUCAACAUCUUUUUGCAUGAUGAGGUGCGGGACUUGACGUUUCGCGUGCGCAUACCUCGCCGUGAGGGCCACUACGAGCAGGCCUACCAACAGCGCGUCGAGGACUACUUCGACCGCCACCGGUUGCCAAGGGAAGGUGGCGUGCCGCCCGUGAACCCUCCCAUACCGGCGGAGCACGUCGACCUCUUUCGGACCGCGGGGCAGCCUCUGCGGCGCCCGCACCAGGACACGACACAGAUGGCGGCGCCCGCGCGCAUGAUCAAGCAGAAUAGCACCCGCGAGUGGACCGGCUCGGGAAAAUACAACAAGGUGCGUGCCGUUGGAAAGGGCGCCUUUGCGGUCGUGUACAAGGUCACGGCGAAAUAUGAUGGCCGGCCUUACGCCGCCAAGGAGCUUGAGAAGCGACAUUUUAUCAAGAAUGGGGUGCUGGAUCAGAAGGUGGAAAAUGAGAUGCGCAUCAUGCAGCGUUUAAAUCAUCCUAAUAUUGUACGAUACAUUGAGAAUUUUGACUGGGACGAGCGUUUAUUCAUCAUCAUCAUGGAGUUUGUCCCUCAAGGCGAUCUGGGUAAGCUCAUUGCCGACAACGGGCCUCUUACGGAGAGAACGACGCAAGUCCUCGCGGUUCAGCUGCUGGCCGCCCUGCGCUACCUGCAAAACUUCAACAUUACGCACCGCGACAUCAAGCCCGACAACAUCCUCAUCAACUCUCUGGAGCCGCUCGAGGUCAAGCUCACCGACUUUGGCCUCUCCAAGAUGAUUGACAGCGAUCAGACGUUUCUGCGCACCUUUUGCGGUACGCUGCUGUACUGUGCGCCAGAAGUCUACACCGAGUAUCUCGAGUACGACGACAACGGACACCGCACGCGGGGUAGGCCAUCGCGGCGCCCACCGGGCCAGCGAUACAGCCAUGCUGUUGACAUUUGGUCUCUGGGUGGCGUAUUGUUCUACUGCCUAACCGGAGCGGCUCCAUAUCCUGCGCGCUCGGUGACGAGCCCAUCAGAGGUGCUGCACAGAGUCAUGACGACGCAACUAAAUAUUGUGCCUUUGCAGAAAUAUGGUGUCAGCGACGCUGGGAUUGACUUUAUUCGCGCCAUGCUCACGCGGAGACCGGAGCACCGAGCAACGGUGGAUGAACUGCAGAAUCAUCCGUGGCUUACUGAUUUUGGCGAGACGAUACAAGCGUCGCAGUCGUUUGACGAAGUGACGGACGAUGAAGAUUUCCCCGGCCAAGCGUCGCAGUUCUCUCAAGGACGGUAUGAGGAUGAUCGGGUCAGCGACUCUGCGGACGACGACUCGGAUCAGGAAAACCAUACCAUCAUUCCGGGGGCCCAAGCGCCUAGGCUAUUUGGAGAGGUAAGCGUCUCGGCCAUUGGUAGCUCCGGCGUCUUUCCGGAAGAAUACCUCAACUUGUCGACUGGCAAUGGCAACCUACCUGUCCCAGGCACGCCGGAUCCCAACCUCGACGAGGCGUACAACUCGGCAGAGUCCUUCUUUGAAAGGGUUACAGCGGCCGACGCGCAGGAUCCGGGUGCCUUGUCAAUUUUUCCAAACCAGUCGAUGGACCAAUUGCAAAGUCUGGUGGAAGAUGUCGCCUCUCAAAGUCUUGGGAGCGACGAUAAGAAAAGUCAAAAGAAGGUGACCUCUUCCCGGCGGUCUAUGAACUCGCUGGAUCUCAAUACUAGUAAAAGAAAGCCUCCGUCUGUCGAAACGAGUGACGAGUUUGACGAGAAUACGCCUCCCGGAAAGCCAAUUAUUAAACGACUACGAUCAGACGGCCACGUGGAUGCCCUGGUCACCGAUGAGAUGGUGGAGGAGUACAAGCUGCUGGCCAGCGUGCCGCCCGUUCACUCGAUUGGUCGAUCCAGUGACUGGCCAGUGAUCAAGGCCCAGUUCUGGACCGACGACAUUUCCACAUGGCACCUUGACUAUCCCGAAAUGACGGACUCGCAGCUGGCCAAGUUCAACGAGGCGGCGAGCCAGCGCCGCGAAGUCUUUCGACCGGGCCAGACGCCGCUGUGGGCCCUCGCCAUGAAGUACUUUCCGCCGACGCCGCGGUCCAGCUCGCAGCUGCCUGAUAGUCCCACGUUGUCGCCCUUUGAUAGUCUGGUGCGCGUACCCGAGUUCCCGGCGACCGGCCCCCACGGCUCGCAAGACCCGCAGGGAUUCUCGCAGCUGGUGGUGCCGAUUCCCACGUCUGAGAUGGCUGCCAUGAUUGAAAGCGACUUGACGUCGUGCAUUCGCGACAUUUCGAUUCCCAUUACGGAGCCGCUUGUGUCGUUUGGGCGCGGGCCGGAGAAUACCAAUGUGUACAAGCACAAGACGGUGACGAAAGUACCGAAAUACGCCUUCAAGAUACUGCUGUGGAAGGACGGCUACGACCCGGGCAAGUUGGACCUGCCAUGGCGGUCCAACAUGAGCGAACAAGAACAGAAUGCGUUUUUCUUUUGGAUCUCGACGAAAGCGACCAACGGCAUUCGCAUCAACGGGCGGCAACUCAGCUCCUCGAGCUUCAAAUCCCCGCAUGACCCGUCCUCAAACUGGACGCGUUUGUUCAACGGCGACUCGAUUGUCAUUUGGCACGACGGAACCGGCGAGGACGGCAGCGAGACGAAGCUGACGUUUCGCUGCACAUGGGGCGGGUCGGCCGCCACGCGCGACCCCGCGAGCAUGGCGCUGGCGCUGGCGCCGACGCACACGGCGCAUAAACUAAAUAGCGGCGCGACUCGCUUCGAGGCGCAGCGACCCAAGAAUCAAAUGCGCAGGAGAGAUGCGGCAGAUACGGCGGAGAGGAGACGGAACGUGGAAAAGGAGAGGCAGAGAAAUGUGAGGUUUGAGGAGAAGAGGCAAGAAGCGAUUGCAUACCUGGCAAUGAAGCAGGGAGUUGGGGCGGUGUCGAGGAGGAACUCGCCGGCGAGGACGAUGGGCAGGAUGGUGGAGUCGACGACGAGAUUUCCGAGACGAUAG
Molecule: messenger RNA, 3537 nt
Organism: Beauveria bassiana ARSEF 2860
Lineage: Eukaryota; Fungi; Ascomycota; Sordariomycetes; Hypocreales; Cordycipitaceae
Product: protein kinase, putative
Exons: 3
Coding region: 1-3537 (1178 amino acids)
Biological process (GO): peptidyl-serine phosphorylation; autophagy
Cellular component (GO): cytoplasm
Molecular function (GO): ATP binding; protein binding; protein serine/threonine kinase activity
Source: RefSeq, a predicted model, not a curated record